Molecule: messenger RNA, 2036 nt
Organism: Durio zibethinus
Lineage: Eukaryota; Viridiplantae; Streptophyta; Magnoliopsida; Malvales; Malvaceae
Product: transcription factor DIVARICATA-like
Molecular function (GO): DNA binding
Source: RefSeq, a predicted model, not a curated record
UUUGCAGAUUGUCCCUUUCAGUUUCUCUCUUCUUAUUGGCUAUCACUUUCCACAUAAGAUAAGAAAAACAACUAUACUUUGGCCGCAGCAGCGCCCACAAUCUCCAUUUUCACCAAUCACAACUCAGCAGCUUUGACCUCUCUCUCUCUCUCUCUCUCUCUCUCUCUCUCUGUCUCUCUCUCCCUCUCUCCCUCUCUCCCUCCUCAUUCUCUGUUUUAUAGAUAUAAGCAGUACAAAGUAAACUCCAAGGAGUUGGCAUAUUUCUAUUCAUUUCUUUCACGCAUUCUCUGUUUGGUCUCUUUGCUUUUGCUUUACCCUGGAACGGAAAUGUAAAAGCUAAAGAUUUCCCACUUUUAACACUCCAAUUCUUUAGAAGCUCUCUGUUUUAUUUUGUUUUUGUUCUCCGUUCAUGGAUUUAAAGUGUUUUUCCAGCUUUAAUUUGUUAAUCUAUGAUUUGGCUUUUUGAAUUUUGAUCUGUAUAUAGAUUUCCUUGUUUAAAUUUGUUGUUGUAUGUGAUUUUGGAUCUGCUAUGGAUGUCUAGGGCUAUGGAUCUGUUUUUUUUUUUAAUUAUUUUUCCUACUAUUUCUGGAAUUUUACUUGGGUUUUAGAAAGUUACACUUUUUGAGAUUCUUCAAUCUAAUCUUAUGUGAAUAAGGGUACUCAGAUUCGAUUUAAAUGGUCUCAUGAUUUGAUACUUCUUUGUUCAUUUAAAACAGCCACUUCUCUGCAUUUUUCUAUCUUGGUUUUUCUCUCUCUUUGAACAUUUCAUUCAAAGAGGGAGAAAAGAAAAGUCUUUUGUGUACGGAAUCAUCUUUGGCAGUUACACAACUCGAAAAAAAAAAAGUUAUGAUGAAUAGGGGACUUGAAAUUCUUUCUCCAUCCUCUUAUUUACAGACUUCCAAUUGGUUGUUUCAAGAGAGCAAAGGUACAAAAUGGACUCCUGAAGAGAACAAGUGUUUCGAAAAUGCUCUGGCUUUAUAUGAUAAAGACACCCCUGACCGAUGGUUUAAGGUGGCAGCUAUGAUUCCUGGAAAAACAGUUGCAGAUGUGAUCAAACAGUACAGAGAAUUGGAAGAGGAUGUGAGUGAUAUAGAGGCAGGGCUGAUACCAAUUCCUGGGUAUAGCAGUGAUUCUUUUACAUUGGAGUGGUUUAAUGAUAGUCAGGGCUUUGAUGGAUUUAGACACUAUUACACUCCAGGUGGAAAAAGAGGGACAGGGACUCGACCUUCUGAUCAUGAAAGGAAGAAAGGGGUGCCAUGGACUGAAGAAGAACACAGGCAAUUUCUAAUGGGUCUUAAAAAGUAUGGUAAAGGGGAUUGGAGAAAUAUUUCACGCAAUUUCGUGACGACUAGAACACCAACUCAGGUGGCAAGUCAUGCUCAAAAAUACUUCAUCAGGCAGCUGACCGGAGGGAAGGAUAAGAGGAGGUCCAGUAUCCAUGAUAUCACAACAGUUAACAUCCCUGAUACGCCCUCGUCUUCACCAGAUCACGGCAAGCCUUUGUCUCCAAAUAAUUCUCCUGCAGUCAUACAUUCACAGGAGCCACCAAAAGUAGCCGGGCUAACAACUAAAGAGCUAUUUGAUUUUGAAUUGAAGCAACAAAAUGAAGGAGCAGCUAUGGUUUUCAACCAGGCGAGUAGUGGUAAUGCCUUCCUGUCCCCUUUCUGUGGGAUUUCUUCAUAUGGAACCAAGCUGGAGGAACAAAAUUUGCUGAGAGGAACUCUUCCCAGAUCUCAAUUUGGAUCUUACAACACUCUUUUCCAGAUGCAGUCAAUUCAACGUCAGUAAAUUCAUUGGUAAAGUGGGAAGAGUUCUCUGAAGGUAUUAUUAUUAAUUAAUGAGAUGAAGAUCGAGCCUACCAGUGAUGUCAGCUAGCUUUGUCCGUGCCGCAUGUGUAUAUGUUGAAGAUGCAAAUUAGUCCAUAGUUAUCACUCUUAAGAGAGAUUAGUUAGGUGGUUUGUGAUUUAUCGUUCAAAUUCUGGACCAUUGAACCAAAAAGGAAGCUUAUUACAUGAAGCUUGGGGCUUUAAACUUUU